AUGACGACCCGCGCAGAUGUCGAGUCCGACAGGGAGAAGCAGCCCGAAGACCUCGUCAAUGAGGUCCCCGAGUCGUCAAGCUCCUCGACCGCCGAGGAGGCGAAACCGAACCCCCCGCUGUACUGGAAACUCAUCGCCGUCGUCCUCAUCUCCUGCAUCAGCUUCGGCUCAUCAUGGAGUUCGGGCAUCACCGGCGCCCUCAAGUCGACGCUCAAGAAGGAGCUCGACAUCAACAACAAGCAAUUCUCGCUGCUCGAAGCCAGCGAGGACUUCAUGGUCACCCUCCUGAUUCUCUUCAGCGGAAUUCUGACCGACAGGAUUGGGGGAGCCGGGGCCAUGUUGUAUGGUAACAUUAUCUACUCCAUCGGCUCCAUCAUCGUUGCCGCUGCUGCUCAGGUCCGCUCUUUCAAGCUCAUGAUCGGCGGCCGGGUGAUCCUCGCGCUCGGCGAUAUCGCGACGCAGGUGGCCCAGUACAAGGUCUUCAGCUCCUGGUUCUCGCCCAACAACGGCUUCGCCUCGACCCUGGGCCUCGAGCUCGGCAUCAAGAAGAUUGGCGGCUUCGUCGGCAAGUCGUCGGCCAACAUCAUCGCCAAGAACACGGGCAACUUCGCCUGGGUCUUCUGGGUGUCGGUGUUCAUGAACGUCUUCACCAACGUGCUCACCCUCGUCUUCUACCGCUUCAACGGCAUCGCCCACAAGAAGUUCGGCAACGUCACGGACCCGGCGACGGGCGAGAAGCUCACGGAGAAGUCCAAGAAGUUCGAGCCGAAGAAGGUCCUGGAGCUGCCCUGGGUAUUCUGGACCAUCAUGGCCUUCUCGCUCUUCCAGACCAGCACCGCCGUUGUCUUUACCCAGAACGCCACGGAACUGGCCGAGAAGAGAUUCAACACCGACUCCAUCACUGCCGGUUGGUACUCGGCGACUCUGCAGUACGCCGGGUUCUUCUUGGUGCCGUGCAUCGGUGCCUUUAUUGACAUUCUGGGCAACCGUAUCACUUUGCUCGCCAUUUGUGGUACUGGAGUCUUUUUGGCUAUGGGCCUUGUCAACUGGGCUACCGACACCAAGGGAACGGCUGCUGCCUUUGGCAUCUACGCGGUUGCUUUCACUCUUGGCCCUACUACAAUCAUCGAUAGUAUCCGGACCUCCAUGUGGCAUGGAUCAACCUUUGGCUCCGCGUAUGCCGUGAAGGUCGCCAUGAACAAUGCCAUGAACAUCAUCGUCCGUGUCGUGACCGGCGCCAUCCAGGACGCCGACAACGAUAGCUACGACCGUGUUGUCAUCGUCUACGUCGUCCUCGCCGCUGCGUCGGUUCUGGUGUCCAUCAUGCUGGUCGGGCUGUCGUGGUGGUCUGUCGACCUCGGAAACCUGCAGUGGACCAGGAAGCAGCGCAUCAAGAACGGCGAGCUGUGGAACGAGAGAAAGAGGGCAUUUUACGAGGACAACGGAGCGCGCAACAAGCUCAUCUCCAAGAGCUGCUUCGGCGCCUUGAUCAUGCUGAUCCUGGGCGCUUGGUCGGCGUACUUCUGGGGUGUCGCCACUGGCAACAACUCAUAG
Molecule: messenger RNA, 1554 nt
Organism: Colletotrichum higginsianum IMI 349063
Lineage: Eukaryota; Fungi; Ascomycota; Sordariomycetes; Glomerellales; Glomerellaceae
Product: Major facilitator superfamily transporter
Exons: 4
Coding region: 1-1554 (517 amino acids)
Biological process (GO): transmembrane transport
Molecular function (GO): transmembrane transporter activity
Source: RefSeq, a predicted model, not a curated record